UAAGAAAAGAAAAUUUCCAAAUGAGCAGGGGAGGAUGGUUGUUCGAUGGCAUAGGUGUCUGUCUUUAUUAUUCCAUUGAGCAUUAAAAAUUAGCAGGAAAUAUUUAAAGCUAUUUCUGGGAGGAAGAAGUAUAGAGAUAGAUAUAUUAGAUAGAUACAUCAAACCUAGAUGACAGGGAAAGAGAGAGAAGAUUUCUAGAGGGUUUCAAGGGAGGAGACAUGCCCAAUUUCCCCCAACAACUCUGUUUCUUGCUUCCUUCUUCAAGAUCUCAAAGCUUGAAGAUGGUUCCUGCACCCCACCUACCUGUAGACCCGAAUGAGUUGACUCAGCAAUCUUACAAUCAAGAUUCAUCCACGUGUCUUUCAUCUGAUCAAUCUCAAAAGGAUGAUGAUGUUGCUACACAUGGAGUUCAUUCUCAAGAUCAAUGCAUCUCAUCAUCUGGUUCAGAUGAAACUCAAAUGAAGCCAUUUUUAUUUAUGGGCAAUCCAAGUUUUGGCAUGACAGGUGGUCUUCAAGCUGAAAAGACAACACCAAUAGUUGAAAAUGUUUAUGCUGAUAAUUACUUCAAUGGACUCUAUACCCCCUAUGGAUCACAACCUAUUAUUCAACCUCAUAUCAUACAAAUAGCUCCUACCCGAGUUCCACUCCCCUUAGAUCUAUCAGAAGAUGGCCCUAUUUAUGUCAAUGCAAAACAAUAUCAUGGUAUUCUCAGAAGGAGACAGAUUCGAGCCAAACUUGAAGCUCAAAACAAACUUGUCAAAAACCGAAGGCCUUACCUUCAUGAAUCUAGACAUAAACAUGCUUUGAAUAGGGUUAGAGGUUCAGGUGGGAGGUUUCUUCCCACCAAAAAACCUCAACAACAAUCAAAACCUGCAAGAUUCUUGACCUCUCAUUGCCCUUCAAGUUAUCAAGAAGCUAAUCAAUCUGGAAUGGAACAUGAACAUUAUCAUGGGUAUAGUGGCAUUUCAUGGGGAAUAAGGGGAAAUGAGGGGUUUUUAAGCACUUCGGGUGGACAAACAUGAUUGGUUUGGUGGUUUUAUAGAUUGGCUGGUGAGAUAAUACACCGGUUGGGCAACUCAUCCUUGGCUUUGUUACUAAGUUUUUGAUGUUCAUUUUGUGUUCAUCGAGCUUAGUUUAUUGUAUUUGUUUUGGAAAAGAUUGUAGCUUACUUAAAUGGUGUUUGGAAAUUUGAAUUUCAUAAAUUGAAGGGUUGGUUUAUGAUUAUGGAAAUUGGAAUUUGUUAUGAAAUUGGUUGGGAUUGUAUAAUUGCAGA
Lactuca virosa is the source of this 1273-nucleotide messenger RNA. The record is from the annotation of a GenBank genome assembly. NCBI's taxonomy places the organism in Eukaryota, Viridiplantae, Streptophyta, Magnoliopsida, Asterales, Asteraceae.